AUGGCGCAUUUCCGAGAGGUCACUCGAAUCAUUGCAAGCCCUAUCCUCGAGCAACUCCAGACAUUGACCAUCCCCGUCUCCGACAUCAAGCGAUACAUCGGUGUCAUCGAUCAACUUUUGGAACUGGAGAAUGUUUUAUUCAUUCUAGAUGAGCUCUUUGUCUACGAUCCUAGCGAUAUUCCUACUUACAACAACGACGACGCCCCAACGGAAGUGGAGGAAGUCCUGAGGACGACCAAGGCGCGAGAGGAGGCGGUCAUGCAGGCAUGGGUGUGUCCCGAGACGGUGCAGUUUGAGCUAUUGAAGAUGCUGCGAAUGCUGCGUGCGCCAACGCCAAUCGACAAAUUGAACUGGGUCCAAUUUGUCUCCCAUGUGUCGUUGACCGACCUUGCGGAGGUUCAGGAGAUCACCGUCUCUCACAAUCAACGGUGUCGUUCUCUCAGGAAGGUCAAUAUGUCGACCCUUGGACCUGGUGUCUUUUCUUGGGCAGUACAGGAAAAGACGGACUGGACGGCUUUGGAAACAGUUACUACAACCAGGAAUUACCGCAUUACAAGAACUGGGCCGGAUGAAAAAUGGUUCAUCGGACCCUCCUUGGAAGACGACGAUAACGACUAUCACCGCUACAACUACCGCCACCUUGUGCCAAGGAUCGAGGGUCCACGACGACAGCGAUGGAGAUGGGACUGGGACCUACCUCUACUUGCAAGACUGGUCCUCAAGUCCAAGUUUGUCAUUACCACAAGGACGCGGAAGUAA
Linnemannia hyalina is the source of this 759-nucleotide messenger RNA. The record is from the annotation of a GenBank genome assembly. Lineage: Eukaryota; Fungi; Mortierellomycota; Mortierellomycetes; Mortierellales; Mortierellaceae.